CUCGGGUGACCUCCGGCGCGGCCGGGUCCUCCUCGAUCCCGUGGUGCUCCGCGCGCGCCCUCGUUCCUCUCUUCCGGUAGCGGGCAGCCCGGACAUAGAGGGCGGUCGCGGCGGUCGCGGCGGGCAGCGUCGGGCGGCAGAAUGUUGGCUACCAGAGUGUUUAGCCUAAUUGGCAAGCGAGCAAUUUCCACCUCAGUGUGUGUACGAGCGCAUGGAAGCGUCGUGAAGAGUGAAGAUUACGCUCUCCCGAGUUAUGUGGACCGGCGUGACUACCCCCUGCCCGACGUGGCCCACGUCAAGAACCUCUCUGCCAGCCAGAAGGCCUUGAAAGAGAAAGAGAAGGCCCCCUGGAGCAGCCUCUCCAUCGAUGAAAAAGUUGAAUUGUACCGCAUGAAGUUCAACGAGAGCUUCGCGGAAAUGAACAGGAGCACGAACGAGUGGAAGACGGUUGUGGGCGCUGCCAUGUUCUUCAUCGGCUUCACCGCUCUCCUCCUGAUCUGGGAGAAGCACUAUGGUGAGUGGGGGUCGCGGGGGCCUGGGGUCUCGGGUCGCAGCCACGCAGGCCCGGAUCGGGUCGGCUACGCGCCGUCUACCGGCGCCCGGGAGUGGGCCGUGGGCGGCUGUGCACGAGGCGGGCGCCCCCGUUCUGGGGUCCGGCUCACGUUCACCGAAGCGGUGUAAGCCACCUUCUGACUU
Felis catus (domestic cat) is the source of this 696-nucleotide messenger RNA. RefSeq names its product cytochrome c oxidase subunit 4 isoform 1, mitochondrial. The transcript has 4 exons. Lineage: Eukaryota; Metazoa; Chordata; Mammalia; Carnivora; Felidae. The coding region runs from base 142 to 681 and encodes 179 amino acids. The record is from RefSeq and is a predicted model, not a curated record. Gene Ontology annotation, biological process: mitochondrial electron transport, cytochrome c to oxygen.